AUGCGCUGCUCCGCCAGCGGCAGCUUCGUCCCGUGCGUCCUACGGGCCAAGUUCUCUGCCUCCCAGUUCUGGGACGACUGUCGCCAGUACAACGUCUCCGUCAUCCAGUACGUGGGGGAGCUGCUGCGUUACCUCUGCAACACGCCCCGGCGCGACAACGACCGGGAGCACGGGGUGCGCAUGGCACUGGGCAACGGCCUGCGGGCGGAGGUGUGGAAGGAAUUCCUCCAGCGCUUCGGGCCCGUCUCCAUCUGGGAGUUCUACGGGGCCACAGAGGGCAACGCCGGCUUCAUCAACUACACCGGCAAGAUCGGGGCCGUGGGCAGAGCCAACAUGUUCCUCAAGACUUUCGCUCCCUUUGAGCUGAUCAAGUACGACGUGGAGAAGGACGAACCUGUACGUGAUGAGCGUGGUCUCUGCAUCCGGGUCGGCCCCGGCGAGACGGGGCUUCUGGUCAUCAAAAUCACCAAGAACACCCCUUUCGAUGGCUACGCGGGCGAUUCCCAGAAGACAGAGAAAAAGGUCUUGAGGGACGUCUUGGUCAAAAGUGACGCCUUCUUCAACAGCGGCGACCUCCUCAUGAUUGACCACGAAAGAUUCGUCUACUUCCAGGACCGAGUGGGAGACACUUUCCGUUGGAAAGGCGAGAACGUAGCCACGACAGAGGUGGAGGCCACUCUUGCCAUGGUCAACUUCAUCCAGGAGGUCAAUGUCUACGGAGUGUCCGUGCCAGGUGAGUACCGGGGCUCAGGGGAGGGCGAGUCGGACCGAAAUAAGAAUCUGAUGAUAUUUCAGCCAUGUGACGUGUCCCCAAACGCUCCGAGUGGCCACCAAGAAGCCUAAAGUAGAAUGGAAGGGCCCUACAAUGAUCAUCUAGUCCAACUGUCUGAGCACUUCAGGACCCAGAAUCGAGUCCGGUGUUUUGGGCUCGUUGUUACCGCCACAAGGGUCCAAAGAGCCACCAAGACCGACACAGGACUGGGUUGCCCAAAAGAAACAUCUGGAGUUGUUUGGGGCAAGUAACACGUCCACGUAAUGAACCACUGGGGUGGCUAAAGUAGGACUUACUGACCCAAAAUAAGUUUCUGGCAUGGCUUCGGCACACAAUGGGCUCCUGAGAAGGGCUGAGUGGCCACCAGGAAGGUCAGUGGAGGACUUGCCUGCCCAAACCAAGUGCCCAACAUUGUUUCGGGCUUGCAGCAUGGUCCAGGUAGUCACCAAGAAAAGUAAAGUGGGACUCAGUUGCCCCAAAGAAACAUCUGGUGGUGUUUUGGGCAACUGACAUGUCUCCACCGUGGUCCAAGUGGCCACCAGGAAGAGUAAAAGGUGACUCAGAAGAGUCAGUUCCUGUUCUGGGCACACAACGUGCCACCGUAAUGGUCCAAG
Messenger RNA from Athene cunicularia (burrowing owl), 1386 nucleotides. RefSeq names its product very long-chain acyl-CoA synthetase-like. The transcript is spliced from 6 exons. Gene Ontology annotation, molecular function: long-chain fatty acid transmembrane transporter activity; long-chain fatty acid-CoA ligase activity. The record is from RefSeq and is a predicted model, not a curated record. Lineage: Eukaryota; Metazoa; Chordata; Aves; Strigiformes; Strigidae. The coding region runs from base 1 to 843 and encodes 280 amino acids. Gene Ontology annotation, cellular component: endoplasmic reticulum.